AAUGUGUGGCAUUCCUAAAAACUUCGUGACUGCCGUUCGGGCUCUGGCCAUCGUCUCCUUGUCUUUGCGUCUUUGCGUGGCGAAAGUUGUAUAUGCAGAGAAAGGCUCUUCCGUGGACUUGCCGUGUCCUUGUCUGCACUGUCCUGAGCAAAACAGAGAAAUGAACUGGUACUUCGACCAGAAAGGCGCUGCAACCCUUCUCUUCCGCAAAGCGCAGCACUCGAGGGUGGAACGUCACCCAGCUGCCUGGGAUCGUCUUGAGAUGCUUCCAAAUUACUCCCUUCGUUUUAGCAACGUGUCGGACAAUGAUACCUGUAGAUACUGGUGUGAGCAGAACAAUUAUUACGACCUGGUGGUUGUCACAGGAAUGAAGCAGAGGGUGGAGAGCUGGAGAACGGGCAGCGUGUGCUACAUCCUGAGUUGCUCCGUCUCAGCCAAAAACAUACAGCACUCGGUGGUCAGCUGGUGGGAAGGCAAAAAGGAGCUUCGGGAUGAAGAGGAGAGAGGAACCGGCAUUUUCAAAGGGGCAAAGACCUCGCAACUCUACAUCUGCUUGAAAAAGGGGACCGCUGGGGACCGGGAAGAGACAGGUAUCAAGGAAAGGAGAGUGAAGUGUUCUUUUGACGACCAGUUGGAGGUCACCUUCAGUUUGACAGGAGCAGCCAAAGAUUGCCUGUCGGUGUGCCCUAACUCAACCCGGUACUUGGAAAGUGGAAGGCAUGGGAGCACCUGGAUCCCAUUGGCUGUGUGUGUCACCCUGCAGUUAGUAGUCAUCGUCGCUCUGGGGGUGAUGUUGUGGAGAAGAAACCAUUGCAGUGAGAAGCAUGGAGAUUAUUUCAACCCGGGCAGAACAGAUGUUUCGAAGCCAAAACACAGGCCUCAGCUAUAUGAGAAUGUCAGGACCCGAUCUGAGACAGCGUAGCAAGGAGAAAACGGCGCUUCCCGCUGACUCAAUCUAUCCUGGACCAGAAUCUGCAGUGCUGGGGUUUCCUGUUGUGUUUCAGACUAAUUUUCCAGUGAGGAGUUCUCACCCUGCCAAUGUUUUCCUCCACCUCUGCAUAUACUAAUGCCCUCAGAUGGAAAGCAAUGCUUCUGGCAUAAAACUUAACUCAGCAGAUCACUCCUUCUGUUGAUAAAUGUUAUUUAUCCCUCUUUAGGAUACUUUUGUUUGUCUUCACCUCUUGAGAGAAUGAGG
Messenger RNA from Sphaerodactylus townsendi, 1195 nucleotides. It is a transcript of the gene LY6G6F, whose product is annotated as lymphocyte antigen 6 family member G6F. The transcript is spliced from 6 exons. The coding region runs from base 2 to 922 and encodes 306 amino acids. NCBI's taxonomy places the organism in Eukaryota, Metazoa, Chordata, Lepidosauria, Squamata, Sphaerodactylidae. The record is from RefSeq and is a predicted model, not a curated record.